GUGUAAAGCACCCUUCUGGCAAGACAGUGAUGGAGUGAAUGAUGGUGAAAGUUUUUCUUUUUCGGGCCACCCUGCCUUGGUGGGAAUCGGCCGGUGUGAUAAUAAAAAAAAAUAAAAAAGGGGGUAAAGGAGGUUUUAUGUGCGAGGGGCUUGGACUUCCAGCAAGCGUGCGUGAGCGUGUUAGAUAGGAGUAAAUGGAGGCGAAUGGUACUUGGGACCUGACGAUCUGUUGGAGUGUGAGCAGGGUAAUAUUUAGCGAAGGGAUUCAGGGGAACCGGUUAUUUUCAUAUAGUCGGACUUGAGUCCUGGAAAUGGGAAGUACAAUGUCUGCACUUUAAAGGAGGGGUUUGAGAUAUUGGCAGUUUGGAGGGAUAUGUUGUGUAUCUUUAUACGUAUAUGCUUCUAAACUGUUGUAUUCUGAGCACCUCUGCAAAAACAGUGAUAAUGUGUGAGUGUGGUGAAAGUGCUGAAUGAUGAUGAAAGUAUUUUCUUUUUGGGGAUUUUCUUUCUUUUUUGGGUCACCCUGCCUCGGUGGGAGACGGCCGACUUGUUGAAAAAAAAAAUGAUUAUUAUUACCAUCGACAUACCUUGUUCACUGAGUUUAAUCAUUUCUUAAACUGCCGAGAGACGCAGAGAAUGUAAACACACAGACGAAGACACCAGCUAACCCCUUUACAGUGAACUUCUUUUGUACUUCAGUUUUCCUCCUCCAAGUGCUGCUGCACUUCUAACUCUAUCUUGUACUAUGGGGUGCACAAUAAAGUACAAAUUUGUACAAAUAUGUAGUCUUGGAGACUGUGCAAGCUAGUGUACUGAGUGGCUGUAGGAAGGAGAUUGAGAUGCUUGACGCUGAGAUGCUGAGCUGCCCGUUUCUACGACCCAAGUUCUCAUACGGCAUACAAUACCGACUCGUCGAAGAGCCCAUCAUAACUCCGAGUUGUAGGUAUUUGAUUGGCAAGAGUCGGUUUCAUAGUCCCUUACUGCUGAUGUGUGGAGUUCGUCUUGCAAACCUUGAUAAGGAAGACUAUGAAAUUAUUGAUAUGAGAGCAGAAAAAAUGUUAUCAUUCAGGAGUAUCAGAAACUUGCAAGAGCUUGCUCAGUGGAUGAUUGAGAGAGUUGGGUCUUCCUUAAUGAAUUCCUUAGAAGUAGCAGCUUUCUUCCUUCAGUUUCUGGAUUGGUUUUAUUCCAGCAGUAACACCCCAAGAUCCCUCACAAAUCAGCCCAUCCCACCACCACCUAAGACUGCAGGAAUACAAAAGAAGUAG
Molecule: messenger RNA, 1265 nt
Organism: Cherax quadricarinatus
Lineage: Eukaryota; Metazoa; Arthropoda; Malacostraca; Decapoda; Parastacidae
Source: RefSeq, a predicted model, not a curated record